This is a messenger RNA of Alnus glutinosa, 1825 nucleotides long. RefSeq lists its product as uncharacterized. The transcript has 9 exons. The record is from RefSeq and is a predicted model, not a curated record. The coding region runs from base 265 to 1626 and encodes 453 amino acids. NCBI's taxonomy places the organism in Eukaryota, Viridiplantae, Streptophyta, Magnoliopsida, Fagales, Betulaceae.
AAAGCCCAGUUUUAGAAACACGGUUAAACCCGGUCAAAAUCAUUCCCCAUGCGGAAGCGCUGGUUCCACGCCUAGGAUUUCUUGAUUGAUUAAAAGCUCCAGCUCCAGCUCAAGCUCAAACACCCUCGUGAUCACUGAUCACUUCUCUGUCGAUCUUCGUCUCGCAGAAUCCAAAUUAUAUAGACUCUAAUUUGUGUGAGAAUGGAGAAAACCAUAUAGCUACGCUUUGACUUCGCGAGAAUAUUCAUACUUGAAAAGGCAUCAAUGGGCAGCGGACGGUGGUGGGCUUUGGUUGUAAUAGGAGCGGUGGUGGUGGUUGCAAGCGGUGCUUCUCAAAAGAAGCAUGACCCUCUGGUCUCUCGAAUUGCCUUUGGAUCAUGCUCCGAGCAAAGCGAUCCUCAGCCCAUCUGGAAUACAGUUAUCAACUUUGAUCCCCAAGUUUUUAUUUGGCUUGGAGAUAACAUUUAUGGAGACAUUAAGCGCCCUUUUAAAGUAUUUGGAAAGGAAAGAACAAUCGGACCAUGGAAGAAUUUUCCUAGGUUUGUUCCUUCUAACAGCCAGGAAAUGGAGUUCAAAUACAGGAAAGCUAAGACUAAUCCAGGUUAUUCUCGUCUUCGGGAGAGAACUAAGGUAAUCGGCACAUGGGAUGACCAUGAUUAUGGAUUAAACGAUGCAGGAAAAGAAUUUGGUGGGAAAAUCACUAACCAAAGGCUUCUCCUUGAUUUUCUAGACGAACCUCAGGAUAGUCCACGGCGCAAGCAGGAUGGUGUUUAUGCAUCGUAUACAUUUGGCCCUGUGGGCAGACAAGUCAAGGUUAUCCUCUUAGAUACCAGAUACCACAGAGAUCCUCUUUUAAGUGAUGGAACUAUCUUGGGUAAUUCACAAUGGACUUGGUUGGAAAAAGAGAUGAAUGGUCCAGCAUCAGCCAUUACCAUAAUUGGAUCUUCUAUUCAGGUUAUAUCAAAUCUUUCGGCAGCCACUGGCCCAUUGUUUUCUUUUGAGUCUUGGGGACGUUUCCCUAAGGAGAGAGAUCGCCUUUUCAAAUUGAUAGCAGAUAGUAAGAGAGAUGGAGUCUUCUUCAUAAGCGGGGAUGUUCAUUUUGGAGAAAUCACACGGUAUGACUGCGCUACUGGAUAUCCACUUUAUGACAUAACAUCAAGUGGGCUUACAAAAGCAGUAGAGGAGACAGUCUCACCACCAUUACAUCUCAUAGUGAGGUCUGUGGCACGCUUGACACCUAGUACAAUGAGAGUCAUGGACCAAAACUGCAGAUACAGCUCAUGCACAUACGGUCAACCAAAUUUUGGAGCAAUUGAGAUAGACUGGGAUGCAACUCCAAUGACCUUGAAAAUCGAAGUCAGGGAUAUCAGUGGGUUUACUGUGACUGGUGUCAAGAUGUCAUUAUUGGAACUUCAAGUGGGAAGCUUAGACCCCGUUGCCACUGCCAAGGCAGGAGAAUAUAGGAGGCACUGUUCUCUUGAAGUAACUCUACCGUGGCUUGUCAGAUAUCGCCUGGCUAUUCUGUGCUAUAGUGCUGUUGCUAUCUUUCUUCUAGCUUUGAUUGGAUUCACAUAUGCUGCUAUAUCAAUCGGCAGGCGAUGCUUUCGUAAACGCAAGUAUGAUUGAGCAUCUGUUAUGGUUGCUUAUUAGGUGCAGGCAUUUUCAUUGGCCAGAAGCCAAUACCUACUUGCGGUUAAUUUUUAGUUCCGUCCCGCUUCCAUGCUAAAGGCUCGUGAAUCAUGGCCAGUGGCCACCCAAAAAACCAUCCCUGUGCAUAUUAUAUAUCGUCCUCUGUGAAAUAAAUACACCGCCUUUCAAUCCUCCA